CAUUUUACAACACUCUUUGUCACAUUCCACCACCAACAACAACAAAAUAUCCAACCUGAGGGCACACAAAUAUUGUUAAAAUAAAGACGCAUAAAAGGGCGUAUAACUAUAAAGAUCGAGUAAAGCAAACUCUGCAAUAGAAUGUCCGUGAAAGACUUUAUCAAGGGGCUGCCCAUUCACGAUUCGAGCAACUUUACACACUUGAGUAAUGAGCAUGGGAUUCGAACAUCGCAGAAGAGGGCCUCCGUUUAUCUGCCCACUGAGGACGAGGCCUCCGAGCAGCUGAUCGUGAUGGACAAGCGCUGUGUUCUGCUGCGCUAUCUCACCCAGCAAUGGGACAAGAAGACUCUUCAGCGAAAACGUGAGCACGGAGGAGAAUCUGGAAACGGCAACGGAAAUAGUUCAACUCCAAACGGCAACGGCACUAACAGCAAAAAGCGCCCACGCUUGGACCCCAACGAACUGAAUUAAGGCAGGACCUAAUGGAAAACCACACAAAAAACCUCUCCCAACACUCAUAAUCGUCCCCGACCUUCGCCAUCACGAGCCACCAUUCAUUUUCAUAAAUAUGUUAAAAUAAAACUAUACUAAGUACAAAGGAGUUGCAGUCGAAUUUUCUUAAGUCAAAGUCGCAUUAUAAAUUUGCGUUAAAAAAAAACACUUGUUCUUUGUUAAAAAAAUUCUAGACUUUAGAGCCUUUCUUGUAAUUUAAAUUGUAACCAAAUUAACUUAGUUCGAUUAUCAGAUUUUGUGUUUUUUUACGGCGAUAUUUUGUAAUGAGGUGAAUAUUAUUAACACUUUGUACUUGAAUAGGUCAAUAAACGUCUCGAUUUUUUUAAAUUUCGAA
Messenger RNA from Drosophila ficusphila, 847 nucleotides. Its product is annotated as DET1- and DDB1-associated protein 1. The record is from RefSeq and is a predicted model, not a curated record. Gene Ontology annotation, cellular component: Cul4-RING E3 ubiquitin ligase complex. The transcript is spliced from 2 exons. Lineage: Eukaryota; Metazoa; Arthropoda; Insecta; Diptera; Drosophilidae. Gene Ontology annotation, biological process: positive regulation of proteasomal ubiquitin-dependent protein catabolic process. The coding region runs from base 142 to 471 and encodes 109 amino acids.